Molecule: messenger RNA, 2536 nt
Organism: Haliotis rufescens (red abalone)
Lineage: Eukaryota; Metazoa; Mollusca; Gastropoda; Lepetellida; Haliotidae
Product: galactocerebrosidase-like
Exons: 17
Coding region: 84-2102 (672 amino acids)
Biological process (GO): galactosylceramide catabolic process
Cellular component (GO): lysosome
Molecular function (GO): galactosylceramidase activity
Source: RefSeq, a predicted model, not a curated record
CACGUCUGAAAGGUAGUAGAAAUACUUACGUUGUCAAUCACACUCUUGACAGUGAGGCAGUCGAACACAUCAAGCUCUUCAACAUGAAAUGGUUGUUAGUAUUACCGAUUCUCACUGAGGUUACUGUAUAUUACAGUGAAGCGGUGACAUAUGUGUUUCGAGAUACAGGAGGUCUAGGAGGGAGGUUCGACGGUAUAGGCGGGCUGAGCGGCGGAGGGGCCACGUCCAAACUCCUGGCCAACUAUCCUGAAGAACAACGGAACCAGAUUCUGGACUUCCUCUUUAAGCCCAACUUCGGAGCCAGUCUACAGAUUCUGAAGGUCGAGAUUGGCGGAGAUGCGCAGAGCACAGAUGGCACCGAGGCGUCUCACAUGCACAACAGCUGGGAUGAGAACUACCAGAGAGGGUACGAGUGGUGGCUCAUGGUGGAGGCCAAGAAGCGUAACCCGGACAUCAAGCUAUAUGGUCUACCGUGGGGGUUCCCAGGCUGGAUAGCAGCUGCUCCACAGGACCCGUAUGUGGAUCCACAACAGACGGCUACGUACAUCGUGAAGUGGGUCCAAGGUGCCAAGAUGCACUACAACCUUACCAUAGACUUCCUUGGCAUCUGGAAUGAAAAACCGUACAAUGAUACUUACAUCAAAACGCUGAGGAAGACCUUGGACACCAACAACCUGAGCAACGUCAAAAUAGUAGCAGCCGACGACAACGGUUGGGCAAUCGCCGAGGACGUCGUCAAUGACAGUGAUCUGGCUGCUGUGGUAGAUUACAUAGGGUCCCACUACCCGGGUACUGUGACGACACCCAAAGCUCUUCAGACAGGCAAGCAGUUGUGGUCAUCUGAAGACUACAGCACCUUCAACAACGAAACCGGCGGCGGCUGCUGGGCCAGGCUUUUAAACCAGAACUACGUUAAUGGAGGGAUGACAAGCACAAUCUCUUGGAACCUGAUCGCCAGCUACUAUGAAGGCUUGCCGUGGUACCGUGCAGGGCUGAUGACUGCGGCGGAGCCAUGGAGCGGUAACUACGCCGUCGACAGCCCUAUCUGGGUAACAGCUCACACCACACAGUUCACCGACAUAGGCUGGUAUUAUCUACGUCAUGACUACGGUGUCGGCCAUUUGGAACAUGGCGGAAGUUACGUCAGUCUUAUCACUCUCGACAAGAAGGAGUUCACAAUCAUCAUUGAGACCAUGAGCCACGAUCACUCUGUAUGUGUUCGGCCUCCACUCAAACCAUACAACGUAUCUGCCUCUCAAACCGUCACCAUCCAGCUUGAAGGAAGCGUGGAGGCCAUUACAGAGUUUGAGGUGUGGUACACCAAGCUGUCGUUUGACCCUGAAGUCAAAGAUGUCAUCUUUCAGAAACGUCAGCCUCUCAAGGUUACCAAUAGUCAGGUGACGUUGUCUGUCGGUGUCGACGAAGUUUGGACGUUGACGACAGUGAAGACAGGAAACAAGGGAAGCUACCCUCGUCCACCACAACCUAAGGCGUUCCCUCUACCCUAUCAAGAUGACUUCGAAGGAUACGAGGUUUCCAUGGAGCCUCAUAAUCUUGCCCAGCAGUUGGGUUCGUUCGAAGUCGUGGCGGAGGACAACAACAAGUUCCUUCGUCAGAUGGUUCUAACGCAGCCCCUGAUGUGGUGCCACAACUCGGCGGAACACAUGCUCAACAAGAGCUUCAAUGUCAUUGGCGAUUACAGUUGGGAGAAUGUUUCCAUCCAAGUAGAUGUCCGUCUCAGUCCAGUUAACGACACUAAGGGCGUGUUUCUGGGAGCAAGGGUGAACCAGGGAGGCUGUGUGUCAUACGACACCACCGGCGUCUUCUUCUUCGUAUUCCCCGAUGACAACUUCUACAUCCUCUCACAGGACCUGAUGAGGAGCCAGGUAGUGUCGACAGGCCCCAUCAACUGUCGCAAAGGCUGGAACACAUUCGAGCUGCGACUCUGGGGUACGGGAAUGUUCGGCUUUGUGAAUGGGCAGGAGGUGAUGGCGGCACGUGCCCCGUCUCUGUCAUCCAGUGGGUUCCUGGCUCUGGGUACAGACACUUAUGGACUGGCGGACUUUGACAACCUCCUUCUAAAGAAGUCACAGAUACUUUAACAAGUGUUAACACUGCCACUGUUAUAUGUUUUAAUUGAAAAUAUGACUUGUUCCGUUUGAGGGGACCACAUGCCGUACUCCUGAUGCCGGGGACAUCACUCCUUACCUUUUUGAGCGCUAAAUUUGAAAUUUUGAGUUCUUUAGACAAAGAGAUACUUUAGACAUCGGUAUUCCUAACCGUGAUCUUGAGUAAUGUAACAAAGGUCCCUGUCCAUAGGGUCGACAAGUGAGAGGUUAAAAUUGAGACACUCUCUGGUGUUUUCUUUGUAAUAAAAAUGUAAGAUUUAAAGAAAAUAUGUUUGUCAAUCAUAUGGAUAUACAUUUGAAUUUUAUCGCAUAACGUUUACUUUGUUAUGGAUUUAAUUGUAAGUGUGUGAAUACAGACACUGCACAGCGUGAUUUUGGUCAGUAAAAGUGUCAUAGUGAGUUCUUAA